Messenger RNA from Debaryomyces hansenii CBS767, 777 nucleotides. Its product is annotated as DEHA2C00682p. NCBI's taxonomy places the organism in Eukaryota, Fungi, Ascomycota, Pichiomycetes, Serinales, Debaryomycetaceae. The record is from RefSeq and is a predicted model, not a curated record. Gene Ontology annotation, biological process: acetoin catabolic process. The transcript has a single exon. The coding region runs from base 1 to 777 and encodes 258 amino acids. Gene Ontology annotation, molecular function: acetoin dehydrogenase (NAD+) activity.
AUGAGAAGAACUGCACUUAUCACAGGUGGAGCACGAGGUAUUGGUGAAGCUAUUUCUAAGAGACUUGCGAAAGAUGGAUUGAACGUUGUUAUAUGUGAUUUACAAAACCAAAAUAAGGCUGCAAUGAAGACCAUACAGGAAAUCAAUCAAUUCGGUGGUAAUGCUGUAUUCUAUCCUCUAGAUGUUCGAGUAAAAUCACAAAUUGAAAAGACCAUUGAUAAUGCUUAUGAAAAGUUUGGAACUUUUGAUGUAAUGGUAAAUAAUGCAGGCAUUUGUCUCGUUAACUCGUUUGCGGAUAUUACGGAAGAUGAAUUGGAGAAACAAUGGGCUGUAAAUGUUAAGGGAGUUCUUUUUGGAAUGCAAGCGGCUGCUAGGAAAUUUAAGGACGUUCAGAAUAGAACAGGAAGAAUUAUAAACGCAGCUUCGAUAUCGGGUCAGUUAGGGAUGCCAAAUCAGGGUGCAUAUUGUUCUACCAAAUUUGCAGUUAAGGCACUUACGCAAACUGCAGCACAGGAACUUGCCGCAGAUGGAAUCACGGUUAAUUCGUACUGUCCUGGAACGGUGGAAACAGAAAUGCAACGUGGUAUACUAGAGAAAGAGGUAGAAUUAGGUAUCUCCAAGGAAGAGUCUAGGAAGAUUCAUUAUGACUCUUCGGCAAUUAAAGGAACCAUCAUGCCAGACGAUGUAGCGGGUUUAGUUUCAUUCCUCGCAAGUAGUAACAGUAAUUUUAUCACAGGUCAAUCCAUUAUAGUUGACGGAGGAUUGGUAUAUCGAUAG